UGGACAGACACUGGAUACGAGCUUCAGAUUUUGCCGUGCGUCCCUCAUUUGGAAUUGCGUUCAAAAGUGUUCUAGCACUUAUUUUUUGGGCUUCGUUUCCUCCGAAGUUAGCGGCAUUUAAACUCCAAUUUCUACCUGGGAAGAAAAGAGGGGAUUAAGCGCAGAUUAAGAAACUCUCAUCACUUUCCUGGCAUCUCCUGCGCGCCCGUCGGCUCUCCAGCUCUCUUCAUUUGGCACUCCAGCUGUCCAAAGUCCUUCAGUCGUUUUGGUGGGACGCGGGCUGGACUGAUGUACAGAGAAUUUUGUCUUCCAAAAAUGUUUUUGGAUCAUAAGGAACAGAUGAUCCAGAUAUAGGAGGACUCUAUUAAAAGCACACCCAGGUUGCCAAAAGUGUUUUUGGUUUCCUGAAAAGAACUUUUUGAUGUGGACAGUGGAAAUAAGAUAAAAGCAGGAGCUCAUAAAAUGACUGUGCCCAGAAAAGAUCUCUGAUGAACUUUUGUCAGUUACAGUCAUGGCACUAAGUGAGACAUCCACAUGAAGUGAAACCCUGUGCUUUGUAGGGGGGGCUUGAAAGAACAUUUUUCUUUGAAAAACAACAACAACAACAACAAAAAAACCCAGUAAAUUAUCUCUUCAUCAAACAAAACAAACAGUGCCCUCACUCCCUCCUCAAUGAGCUGAAUUUGGCACCAGCUCUCAUUUCAGCAUAAGCUUCAUUUUCACAACAACCCCUCUCAGUGCCAGUCAUGGUUUCUAUCUGAUGCUGCAAAUUGAUUUGAACUGGAGGACUACGGGAGAGGUCAAAAAAGGUGAACCGGACUUCAUUAGAUAAAUUAUGGUUUUUGUAGUGUGUCACCACAAAUCUGAGAAUCCAGAUUUUUGCGUUUAUUUCUUUAAACACUGUGGUGUGUAAAAUUUUAUGUUUUUUUUUCUUUUUUUUAACCAUAUAGGCUUUUAAAUAUCUUGCUCCUAGCCCUCUGGAAAUCUUUAUCAUUUCUCCAGCAUCUGUUUUUUUUUUUCCCUUUCUGACCGUCUGCCAUUUUGCGUUCUCUCUCAUACUUGGCCAACUGAUAUACUGUUUGUCCCCUACUCCUCUUCCCAUCCCUCUUCACCUUUUCAUACCAACCUGGUUCUCUGAGAGGUUUCAUCCUGGCCGGCACUAUUCCAGCCAAGGGGGAAGAGGACUUCCUGACGCUGGCCGCCUCACGGCUCAGCCGCAGGAAACGUGUCAUUGGCGCUGCUGUAGGUGUGGCAAUGGUUCUUAUACUGUUGGUGGCCAUUCCCCUGCUGGUCCACACAACCAAAGGAGGGAACACCGGAAAUACUGGGAGCCGUUAUGAAAUGCUUGGAAGCUGUCGGAUGGUAUGUGACCCCUACACCACUUCUCAGCCAGGCCAGGAGCUGACAGCUGUGUCUCCACCGCCCCAGGAUUAUUCUGGGAAGAAGAUAAAGUCUGGGCUUCGUGGGCCGCCAGGGAUCCCUGGCCCCCCAGGUGCACGUGGACCCCCUGGAGAGCCAGGCAAACCAGGGCCACAAGGGCCCCCAGGUCCAGGUCCUGGUGGCUAUUCACCCUCACACUACACUCCCAAAAUUGCCUUUUAUGCAGGGCUACGCAAGCAGCAUGAAGGGAGUGAAAUACUGAAGUUUGAUGACGUGGUGACCAAUGUCGGUAACUACUAUGAGCCCAGCACUGGCAAGUUCACCUGCCCUCUGCCUGGCAUUUACUUCUUCACCUACCAUGUUCUAAUGAGAGGUGGUGACGGAACAAGCAUGUGGGCAGACCUGAGGAAGAACGGACUGGUAAGAGCCAGCGCCAUCGCUCAGGACGCUGAUCAGAAUUACGACUACGCCUCCAACAGUGUGAUCCUGCAUUUGGACGUGGGCGAUGAGGUGUGCGUGCAGCUGGACGGAGGGAAGGUCCACGGAGGGAACACAAACAAGUACAGCACCUUCUCGGGCUUCCUCAUCUACCCAGACUGAAUCUAAUCCUUACUCACAGAGGAGAGGAGCGGUUAGAAAAACACCAACAUGCACAAAGACAUAUUCACAUUUACACAGACAUGUAUGUAUGCAAAUGAAUACAAUGAUACACAGACAUGAAUACACAAACACACACACAUAUAUACAGACAUCCUGAGAUUACAACAGACUAUAGAAGUGUGGAGCGAGUGAAAAUCAGAGAUAAGUGGUAUUAAGUUGAAUUGUGUGAUAUUGAGCCAAUUAUCAUGAGCAACUGCAUUUAUUGGCGCCUAUUGUGUGCAAACAUGAAUUUCAGAAUAUGUACAGUUUAAGUGCACCUAAGAAUUGCACGUUGUGGCUCUGAAAUAUUUAAAAUAUUAUAAUGUGUUCCAUAUUAACUGACAUCGUGAUAACUAGAAUAUAACAAACACCAUCAGUGUGAUUGUUUUAAAUGCAAUAAUGGUGUUGAGGGUGCCAUUAAUUGAGAUGACUAAGCUGACAAAUGCACAUUCAGUGUAUUUACCUAAACAGUAUUUCACUUAGACAUCUCCUCUCUCCAUUUUACUGACCUCUGAUCGAGUGGCCAGCCUAUAUCUUGCAACUCAUCUUUGUAAAAUAUUUUUUUCCCCUGUGCUUCAAAGGGAAUUUCACCAGUUGAAAUGAACCAAAUCCAUGUUGUGAUUCAGCCUACAUUGGGACAGUGCUGAUUAAAAUAAGGCCAUCUGAAUAAACACAGAUGUUUGACCUGUUUGAUUCCUGUUCCCAUCAUGACAUGGGAUGUCACAUGGUAAGAUAAAACAAAACAUAUUAAUAUGACAAGUCAACAAGAUAUGACAAGACAUGUUUUAACGAUGGCACUUGUGUGUGAUGGAGUUUUAAUUGCCAAGUGCAUUAUUGACAAUAUUGUGUGUGUGGGUGGGUAUGUCAAUAGGUAUGAGUGGACAGAUAUUGUGAGAUAUGGGGGCAGUGAAAAAGUGACAGCUGCAGUGUUUUACUCACAUUAAAUGUUGUACAAUACAUUACAGACAAGUUGCUGUAAUUACACUGCCAUACCUACUUAGUACUUUAUUUUUGAAAGACCCUGUCAAAGUAUCAUCAUAUGUACAAACAUAGUAAUCUUGGGAUGGGCUAUCUGGUAUGUUGAAUAGGUUGAGUAGACAAUAUUGCUAUUAAAAUAUCUAUAACUAUCUUGUGUUCCUGUGUUUUUACAUGUUGUUUUGGCAUGGAGAAGCUCAGGGCUGAAUAAAGGCAUGUACAUUCAACUAGUAAUAAACACACAUAGACCCCUUGUUCAGUUUUAUUUGGAGUGACCACUUGGGCUGACUGUGGAGAAUUGUAUAUAUGACAUUGCUGCGUGGACUCACAGCUGAGAUCGAAACAACAGUGGCUGACCACAGCCACUGCCUGCUACAAGAUGGAUUUCCAAUAUGUCUUAAGACACUGUCUAAGACACAAACAUUAAUACAGCUAUAUUGAUUUCAUCAUAUAAUUCACCCAGGAUCUACAAAAAUCCAGCAGAUGUAUACAUUUUAAAUGUAACAAUACAGGAAUCAAUGGUAGAAACAAACCAAAUUGGUUCAGCGUUCGAUCAGGCUUUCUAUUGUUUAUUGAAGUUUUGGACCAAGAUCAUUUGUUGGAAAUGCACACCAAUGACAAGAAAUACAAGGGAAUUGGUUUCGGAGUAUUAUGAUAUAUUUCUCUCAAUAUUCCUAUAGUGAUGCGUACAGUAUGUUUACAAUUCUAUGGUAAAUAGCCAAAUCUCCAAUUUAACCACUUCCAAAACAGUUAUUUUCAUUAUCAAUUAAUCUACUGAUUAUAUUCUUAAUUGUAAUUCACAAGUGGUUGGGUCUAUGAAAUGUCAGAAAAAAGUAAAACAUAUUCCAUCACAAAUUCUUAGAGCACAAGGUAAUGUCCUCAGAUGGUCACAAUUUAAAAGCUGCCAUGAGUAGAUUUUGGCAUUUUUGCAAGAAAAAGGAGCUACGUGGAUUAAAAAAAAAAUCUUUUGACUGUUCUGUUACUUUGCCUAUGUGCUAAUAAUCCGAAUAAUCUGAUAUGGUGUUUCUUUUUAAUUGCUUAAUGUUAGAAUUCAAGAUUGUUUGCUAUUUAACUAGUUCACUAUUAUGUAGAGUCUUUGUUUAAAGGAAAUACCUAUGUGAUAUUAAGGACCUCUAGUUUUAUGAAUGAUGUAUAAAUUAGUCUUUAUGUUACACCUGACAUUAAAUUAUAAACACUACAAAUUUUAAAAGGUGUGUAAUUUCAUAUGAUAUAUAAUCAAAACACAAUAAUACCUCAAUAUGCUUGCAAAAAUCAUUAACUGUGUGAUAAAACACUACAAUCUGUUGAGUAUUUCCUGAAUACGUUGUUUCCUGCACAGUUAAUUUCACCAUUUUGUUCAAGGGGCCUUAAAAAAUCCUAAUUCAGGUAGAGAGAGAUAUCGUCCUCAUGUUAGGGAGAAUGCAUCUCAAACACCUCUUACAUUAUUGGCGAAAAGGAAAACAUCUAAUUAGAGUAGAGAGCCGAUGGCAUACUAGACUUAAAGGAUUUGGUGAAUCUGUUGCUCCUGAGCUGAGAAAGUGGGAUGUAGCCAUGCCAUGGCUGGGCCCAGCCCCCGGCUCUCUCUCCUGGCAGAUUCCAGUUGAAAGUUAAUUGGACGGGGAGAGGUCUGAGACAGGCUGUGCUGAGGCCCAUUAGUGAUUCCCCUGUCGAAUGCAGAGCCAUGAGGAUCACAGACUCACAAAUAGGAGGAUUAAAAUAAUCAAUAGCCUUGACUUCCAUCGACCACACACACACACACACACACAGAGUAAUUAGCGGACAACCUAUUCAGCAGUGGACUAUGACACCCUCCUGAACCUUACCCCACACACAUAAGCUCAACACUCUGAUCGCCGUGGUGCCUAAUGAGGGGAAAUAGUUGUGGCUGCUUGUAAGGAAAAUGAAGAUAAAGGUCAGAAAGCCACCUUCUACAGCUCAUAUCCUGGUACUAUACCACAUAAUGUCCCUGAAAAUUUAUGGCAUGGUCACAAAAACUAUAAAAUCCCUUAUUUUUUUUAGGCUGAAAUUUCAUAUCAUAUGAUUUGCAGCCAACAGGAGAAAACCUAAAUUGUGUCAGUAGUAAUAAUCAAAAUUUACUUGAGCAUCAAAGCCUACAUUCAUGGUGUUCUUUACAUUCUUAACUUGGCUAAUGGAAGCACAUAGAGCAAGAUGUUCCUCUUGUAAUUUACACUAUAUAUUUUGGCCUUUUUAACAUAGAAGAUUCCAGGAGCAACACUGCCCUCUUGUGUCACUGGAUAGACAGCACAAACACAUCGAUGCACUGUGCAAAAUAACACAAAGCAGAAACAAACUUUUUCCUCAUGCCAUUGAAUCAAACAAAUCCACUCAAAACAACCAAGAUGGGUUUUCAGGAAAAAAAACAUUUAUUCAAUUGCAGCAACAUAAUUUGGGUGAAUUAAAAACACAGGGAACCCAUCUGAAAUGUUUCUUUCUACCUCAUGAUAGUAUGGCUUGAAUAUAGUGGUUUACUGCAGGA
This is a messenger RNA of Lates calcarifer (barramundi perch), 5491 nucleotides long. It is a transcript of the gene c1ql4a, whose product is annotated as complement component 1, q subcomponent-like 4. Gene Ontology annotation, molecular function: protein binding. Bases 1255 to 1980 code for a protein of 241 amino acids. Lineage: Eukaryota; Metazoa; Chordata; Actinopteri; Centropomidae. The record is from RefSeq and is a predicted model, not a curated record. The transcript is spliced from 3 exons.